Molecule: messenger RNA, 1994 nt
Organism: Loxodonta africana (African savanna elephant)
Lineage: Eukaryota; Metazoa; Chordata; Mammalia; Proboscidea; Elephantidae
Gene: ODC1
Product: ornithine decarboxylase 1
Exons: 12
Coding region: 272-1657 (461 amino acids)
Cellular component (GO): cytoplasm
Molecular function (GO): ornithine decarboxylase activity
Source: RefSeq, a predicted model, not a curated record
CGGGCGGGCGGGCGGCUGACUGGGCGCGGCGGAGGCGGCGGGGACAGCGCCGGAGCAGCCGAGCCGCUCUUCCGCGUCCCCUCUGCGGCAUCUCUAUGGGGCCCGCCCGCGGCGCCCAUGCGCUCUAAGCAGAACGUUCCCACUGCUGGACCAAGGGUACAAGGUUAUUAAUCAGUGGAACGUGGAAUUCCUGGAGAAUUGCCUUUGUGAAAAGCUGGAAAUAGUUUGUUUAAAAUCUCUCUUACAGUUUUCCAUAGGACAUCCAGACACCAUGAACAACUUCAGUAAUGAAGAGUUUGACUGCCAUUUCCUUGAUGAAGGUUUUACUGCCAAGGACAUUCUGGACCAAAAAAUUAAUGAAGUUUCUUCUUCGGAUGAUAAAGAUGCCUUCUAUGUUGCGGACCUUGGAGACAUCCUGAAGAAACACCUGAGGUGGUUAAAAGCUCUCCCUCGUGUCACCCCCUUUUAUGCAGUCAAAUGUAAUGACAGCAGAGCCAUAGUGAAGACCCUGGCUGCCAUUGGGACAGGAUUUGACUGUGCUAGCAAGACUGAAAUACAGUUGGUGCAGAGUCUCGGUGUGCCUCCAGAGAGGAUAAUCUACGCAAAUCCUUGUAAACAAGUAUCUCAAAUUAAGUAUGCUGCCAGUAAUGGAGUUCAGAUGAUGACUUUUGAUAGCGAGGUGGAGCUGAUGAAAGUUGCCAGGGCACAUCCAAAGGCAAAGUUGGUUUUGCGGAUUGCCACUGAUGAUUCCAAAGCAGUCUGUCGCCUGAGUGUUAAAUUUGGUGCCACACUCAAAACCAGCAGGCUUCUUUUAGAACGAGCUAAAGAGCUGAAUAUUGACGUCGUCGGUGUCAGCUUCCAUGUGGGAAGUGGCUGUACCGACCCUGAGACCUUUGUGCAAGCAAUCUCUGAUGCCCGCUGUGUCUUCGACAUGGGAGAUGAGGUUGGUUUCAACAUGUAUCUGCUGGAUAUUGGUGGUGGCUUUCCUGGAUCUGAGGAUGUGAAGCUUAAAUUUGAAGAGAUCACCAGUGUAAUCAAUCCAGCAUUGGACAAGUAUUUUCCGUCAGAUUCUGGAGUGAAAAUCAUAGCUGAGCCAGGCAGAUACUACGUUGCAUCAGCUUUCACUCUAGCCGUUAAUAUCAUCGCCAAGAAACUUGUGCUAAAGGAACAGACAGGCUCUGAUGAUGAAGAUGAAUCAAGUGAACAGACCUUUAUGUACUACGUGAAUGAUGGAGUAUAUGGGUCAUUUAAUUGCAUCCUUUAUGAUCACGCACAUGUCAAGCCUCUUCUGCAAAAGAGACCCAAGCCAGAUGAGAAGUACUAUUCAUCUAGCAUAUGGGGGCCAACGUGUGAUGGCCUUGAUCGGAUCGUUGAGCGCUGUGACCUGCCAGAAAUGCAUGUGGGUGAUUGGAUGCUGUUUGAAAACAUGGGUGCUUACACAGUUGCUGCUGCUUCUACUUUCAAUGGGUUCCAGAGGCCAACUAUCUACUACGUGAUGUCCGGGCCAACGUGGCCACUCAUGCAGCAAAUCAGGCGCCACGACUUCUCCCGUGACGUAGAGGAGCAUGAUGUCGGCACUCUGCCUGUGUCUUGUGCUUGGGAAAGUGGAAUGAAACGCCAUCCAGCAAGCCGUGCUUCAGCUAGCAUUAACGUGUAGAUACCCUUUUCGUAGCUGUUAACUGCGAGUUUAGCUUGAAUUAAGGGAUCCGGGGGGACCAUUUAACUUAAUUAUUGCUAGUUUUGAAAUGGCUUUGUAAGAGUAGGAUUGGCACAGAUGCAACAAUAUGGAAGACUAGGAGAUGGGGUCACACUUAUCUGUGUUCCUAUGGAAACUAUUUGAAUAUUUGUUUUAUAUGCAUUUUUAUUCAUUUUUCAGACAUGCUACUAAAGAAUGCACCCAGCUGCUGAGCAAGCAUUUGUAGCUUGUCCAGUGGCAGAAUGGGCCAAAAGCUUAGUGUCGUGACCUGUUUUAAAAAUAAAGUAUCUUGAAAUGA